Messenger RNA from Electrophorus electricus (electric eel), 2621 nucleotides. It is a transcript of the gene rab27a, whose product is annotated as RAB27A, member RAS oncogene family. Gene Ontology annotation, molecular function: GTP binding; GTPase activity. NCBI's taxonomy places the organism in Eukaryota, Metazoa, Chordata, Actinopteri, Gymnotiformes, Gymnotidae. The record is from RefSeq and is a predicted model, not a curated record.
GCUGUGCUGCUGUCCGACAUCCUGCGUGCAGGGAGGGGCUCGAGCCAUUAAACGGGAAGUGUUUUCUUAUCGAUCCAGAAUCACAAAGAAUCUACACGCGCGGCAUCAAAUGCACGGGCGCGCGAGGCGGAGGAAACUUCAUUUAGGAGAAAGUAGCCUGCAGUCCUUGUUUGAUAUUUACUUCCGAAGUGUCAGCAGUUUUGUUUUGGAGAACCAGUUCCCUCUGUAGUAUCGGUCGACUAAGGUAACCGUCUGGUCAAGCAGCUCUCACUAUGUCUGAUGGGGACUAUGAUUACCUCAUCAAGUUCCUGGCUCUGGGGGACUCUGGGGUGGGAAAGACCAGCUUCCUGUACCAGUACACAGAUGGCAAGUUCAACUCCAAGUUCAUCACCACGGUGGGCAUAGACUUCAGAGAAAAGCGUGUGGUCUACAAAUCCAACAGUACUGAUGGUACAACAGUGAGGGGCCAGAGGAUUCACAUUCAGCUGUGGGACACAGCAGGCCAAGAAAGGUUCAGGAGUUUGACGACGGCAUUCUUCAGAGACGCUAUGGGCUUCCUGCUGCUCUUUGACCUGACUAACGAGCAGAGCUUCCUCAACGUUAGGAACUGGAUGAGUCAGUUGCAGAUGCACGCAUACUGUGAGAACCCUGACAUUGUGCUGUGCGGGAACAAGUGCGACCUGGAGGACCAAAGGGCCGUCAGGGAAGAGGAAGCUCGAGAGUUGGCCGCGAAAUACGGGAUCCCAUACUUCGAGACGAGCGCCGCCAACGGCGAGAAUGUGGGUCGCGCAGUCGAGGUUCUGCUGGAUCUGAUCAUGAAACGGAUGGAGCGGUGUGUGGACCGGUCCUGGAUCCCCGACGGCACCUUGCGCUCCAACGGCCACAGCGGGAGUGAAAUGGUUGAACCGCCGACACAGGACAAGAGCAAGUGCUCCUGCUAGUGGCCACCCGCUGCCACUGCAGCCUGUCAUUCUGUUAGUGACCACUUGGUACAACCACCACACUCUGCAUACACCACUCUGAUAGCACGUAAGACAAACGCAAGUGCCUGUGAAUAAUGUCUUAAAGAAAUGGUCUUAAAAAUACUGCAAUUGGACAUGCAUUUUCCAAAAUUAUUUAAUCGUUAGGAUCUUUAAGUAUUUGAGAGAUAUUUGCCGUGUACCACCUUAAAAUGAGGCCUUCGGGUAAGUCGCACUCUCCGUUUACUGACGAUCUGUGUCACUAGGUCAUAUCCUAUCACUCAGGCUUUGAUUCCCUGAAUCUGUUACCAUGUGCUAAAGUUCUUACUGCAUUCACCCUCAUAAACAGUAAUGCCACUGGCAUGUUAAUGCCCUGAUCAGUGCCUGGUCUGUGUGGGGAUCUGGAGUGUAACUGUGUGGAUGAGUUUAAUAUAUAUAUUUGGAUGGAUGAUAAGGUGAGCAGUUGCAGAAGGGGGCGAGAGAGCAGGUGUGAUAGUGCUUUAUAAAAAACACGAUACACCAGAUUUCUGGGAUAGAUUCAUUCAAGCUUUAGUCCACGUCUGUGGAGAUUCUGCACUGAAAAUAAUUUCAGAGGCAGAACUCCGAACAGUGCUUUCCUGGAAACCUCGCAUUGCGUGGAUUUUAAAUGGUAAGAUUGGUUAGGAGACGUUCAUUCUUUAUCGUAGUCAUUUUAGUGCCUUUCAUGUGCAAUUCCGAGUUUCUCUCUUGCACUCACUAUGUCCAUCGCAGACAAGCUAGAAGAUCCAUGAUCCAUUUUCCUAUUCCUGUGUAUUCCCAGGAAUCUCCUGUAAUGGAUAACAUCAUUCAGUGCUUUUUACUGCUGUGAUGGACACAUUUCAACUCGUCACUUUUUUUUUUCUUUUUUUCUUUUUUUUUUUUUUUUUUAAACCUUAUUGUACUAUUCUAUUCUAUGGCCUGGGCACAUUUAAAUCAUUACAUUACAUUUAGUAGAUGAUUUGUUGUAUAGUAAAUGUUUAGUGAUGUCUCACUCUUGGGCACUUGCUGUGCACCUGUUCUGUUUGAACAGACUGGCCCACUAACUCAACAGUGUUUCUUUGCUUGAUGCUCUACACCAGCACUUCACUGCAAAUUAGAUUCCCUGAACCCAGCUCACUUAGUUCAGCUCAAGGCAAAUCGGGCGUGUGGGCACAGAGAUGUUUCUAAACCAGGCUGCCCAGUGUCCGCUGUAAGUUUCACUUCUGCUGUAAUGGAACAAAUUGCUACACAUUUAAGUUUAGAUGUAUUGGACAGAAUUAUCCACAAAUGUUUGUGUUUUAUCACGCAAAGGUUAUUUUCAGUGUCAUGACCCAGUUUGUUUGAUUGCAAUAUGGAGUCUUGUAUUUUAGACCUUAUAGUUUGAAUGUUAACUGUAAGACCAGACUUGCCUCUAGACUGUAAAAUGCCUUUACUGAAUUUGUGGUAAUGAUGAAAGUGUGAGUGAAUGUUAUUGAAUUACUUCCCUUAAUACAAACUACUUGAUAGUAUACUCAAGACAGGGACACCAAUGUACCUCAAGUGUCUAACCUAAUGCCAUAAUUUUAACACUGCAUCCAUGCCAAACACUCUCUAUGCCAAAUAUGGAUCCACAAUCUAUGUUUCAGAAAAUAAAUAUAUUUUAUUAUUUAUUAAAAUGGCUUCACA